CGACUUACGACACGGUAAAUGCCGAGGGCCAGAGGGGCGGGGAAGAAGGGCAAGAGGGAGCAGAGCAAGGCGACCGGCCCCGUGCAGCAGAUAGGCGAGGGGUAGCGAGAGCGGAUUUGGGUCGAGGACAGCGAAGCGAAGCGAGGGGAGGGCGAUUCGUUGUACGAAGCGGGGAGUGGGGAGGGAGGAGGGGGGUCCUAAAUCUGCCAGUGUAGUUUGUGCAGGAGUUUUGGAGUGAGGCGCGAGAAGGGGGGAGUGGGGACGGAGGAGGGGGGUCUAAAUCUGCCAGUGUAGUUUGUGCAGGAGUUUUGGAGUGAGGCGCGAGUUUCCCGUUCCUGGCGCAGAGUGGACGGGAAUUGCGGGACCUUUGCGCGAGAGGAAAAGUGGAGCCCGGGGCGACGACAGGGCAGGGGAGGGGGAAUGGGAGUGGGGCGCUGGUCUGGGAUUUACUGCCGCAUGCUUUUUCCUCGGAGGCUUUCGGUGCUGGUCCGGUUGUGUGCGGGCUCAGAAGCACAAAGAUUCUGAGGUGCGUUCCAUGAUGCAGCGCAGGCAUCCCGCCCUUCCGCUCCCGAUUCUCGGCUGCAGAUAGACUUAUUUGGCUAAAUUAGCACAUUUCUGCGCUCAUCCGGGGCCCACGGACCAAUACUAGGAGGGUUCUAGGCCGAGGGAAGGGGAUGGCAAACUAGCAGUCGGAAACAAGCGUCGGGUGAUGCCCGUGCUGCUGUCGGAGGAGAUGGAGCCCCUGGCCAAAGCCUGAGCCGGGAGCGAGCCUCCGAUUUGGUGGGCCAAUUGCGUUUGCGCUGCGUUGGUGUGUCUGACGACUUUACCUGGUGGCAGUCGAUUGGCUCUUGAGGCCGGACGACUUUGCAAGACUUUUGUUUCCUGUAGAUCGGUUGAAUUCUCGUUUGUUUCUCUUCGAGGACAGGUUCAAAUCAAUACCAGCUCCUCAAGAUGCCGAGCUAUUAGUCGCGCUCCGCAACACUUGAGCUCGUUUUAUCUGACGUUGCGGAGGUCUUCGAUAGAAAGGUUCCGAGGACCGAACCUAGAACUGGAUUCGACUGGACUUUCAUGGACCAGGUCGGAGCUGCAGCAGCACUCGGUGCCCGCGCAGAACAAUUCGGAAAGCCGUGCACUAUGAGAAUCCUCUUCAGGUGAGUAUCGGAGCACGGUUCAAAACCACGCAGUGUGGGUUUUACUUGGAAGGAAGUGUCGGAGGCGAAGCUGGAUCAUGUUGCUGAUUCUUUACCGGGAGCUUUCGCUUUCACAUGAGGCCUUUGGUUGGUAUGGACCUGCUUGACAUAAGGACGCAAAACCUUCAGAGUCGAACCUCGACGAAAUACUGCGCUGGAGGAUAUUCUACGACGAGCUGCGAAGACUAGAUACGAAGGCAUGAGAAGUUCACCAAGGUCCUGAGAGUCGGAAAAUUCCAGCCGCGAUACAUGAAGUAGGAUGUAAAUGGAAACUGAAGUUCGGGGAACUCUUCAUCGGGGCGUCGAACUCAGUGGUAGUCCAGGUGCAGCCUGAUGGUUUUGGAAUGGCCGACAAAGCGUACGCAAUGCGCCCGCAAACCAGGAAUUCUGGUCAAUCUAAGAUCGCCACUCCGGCUGAAAAGAUAGCAUACGAAGCAACGCAGGCUCUCGGGCGUGGUUUUGAUGUGACGACAGAUUUUCGGGUCGGUUCAUGUAAAGGAUCAUGUCUUGUGGAACUAGACGAAGAAAACCUUCAGGAUUUGAUUACUCCGACAGGUGUGGUGAUCCAAAAUGUAUCAAGGGAGAUCAAGUUGGACAAAGGAGAGCGGACUCGAUACAAAUCGGACGUCGUCUCAUUUCAACAAAUGUCAGAACGAUUUAAUCAAGGUGCCUCGAUUACGGGGAAAAUGCCGCUCGGUCUUUUCAAUAAUAUGUACAGCUUCAGUGGACCUUGGCAAGCUGAUGCCAAUGCAACGAAGGGCUUAGCGCUGGAUGGGUGGUUCAUCACUCUUUACAGUUUGCAGAUUACAAGGUCCUCUCCUGUGCUAAUUGAGGAUGUGAAGAAGGCAGUCCCUACUAUUUGGGAUCCGAAGGCCUUGGCCAGUUUUAUCGAAAAGUAUGGAACACAUAUUGUCGUUAGUGUAAAAGUUGGAGGCAAAGAUGUUAUUUAUGUACGACAACAUCAGACUUCACCUUUACAACCUCCAGAGGUUGCGAAAUUAAUGCAGAAGUUUGCCGAUCAGCGUUUCCAGAGCGUUUCAAAUGGAACAACCAGCUUUGAGACGAGAGAAAGAGCGGGCAAAGAGAAGGUAUCGGAUUCAUAUUCAGCUACCAGCGUUACACGACGGUCACCACUGGAGCCAACCUAUACUACUACGAGGGUGAAGUCCAAAGAAGACGUAGAAAUUAUCUGCAGACGAAGGGGAGGAAAUGACAUGGUGGAGAAUCACCAUGACUGGGUGGCAACAGUUCCGGAUUCCCCUGACAUCAUAGCCAUGACUUUUGUUCCAAUCAAUGCUCUUCUAAAUGGUGUAGCUGGAAGUGGAUUCUUGAGUCAUGCUGUCAACCUCUAUCUGCGAUAUAAGCCUCCGAUAGAGGAGCUCCAGUAUUUUUUGGAGUAUCAAAUCCCAAAGCAGUGGUCGCCUGUUUUUGACCUACCUCUCGGUCCUCCACGGAAGGAACCUGUAUGCCCUUCAUUGCAAUUCAGUUUGAUGGGUCCAAAACUGUAUGUUAGCACAAGUCAAGUGUCUGUCGGGAGACGGCCAGUGACAGGUCUGCGCUUGUUUCUCGAGGGGAAGAAGUGCAAUAGACUUGCUAUUCACCUCCAGCAUCUGUCAAGUCUUCCCAAAAUACUACAGCCGUACUGGGAUACUCAUGUUUCCAUUGGGGCACCUGUUUGGAAAGAGCCUGAAGAGCAGGAUAGCCGGUGGUUUGAACCCGUCCAGUGGAAGAACUUCUCACAUGUCAGUACUGCUCCUGUGGAAAAUAGUGACUCAUGGGUUGGUGAAGCGAGUGGUACCUUCGUCGUUACCGGGGCCCAAUUGCAAGUUUGGAACUUCGGAAUGAAGAACGUGCUGUUUCUGAGACUCUUGUAUUCGAAAGUUCCCGGGUGCUCUAUAAGGAGGUCCUUGUGGGAUCACACACCAGCUGCAGUGGCGAAAUCUGGUUUACUUAGAACAUUUGGGCUGAGCGGUCCGUUUCCUCCGACUGGACCGCCGGGAACCAAACAUGUACCUAUCAACCAAAACUCGGCAAUCUUUCCAGGCGCUCCAAAGAGACCUGCUCCAAAUCCUAAGCUGUUGAAGUACGUCGACAUGACAGAGAUGACAAAAGGGGCCCAGGAUAUGCCAGGACAUUGGCUCGUGACCGGUGCAAAGCUGGAUGUGGAGACGGGAAAAAUCUCUAUACGUGUUAAAUAUUCUCUACUGCACUACGAGGGUGGACCAUCAGGCUCGUUUAGUUCUUGACUCUGAGGUUGAUGCUAAUGGUAUUGCAGAGGAGUAGAUUUACUUUGCUGUGCGGCCCAUCUUGAGUGUCUUCGUAUUAGCUCCAUCAAUUGGGUCCUGAAUUUGCAUCGCUCAUUUGUGGUUUGGAGUUUUGUUGAGGAGCAUUUGAGUGAUCUCUCCUCGUCCUGUAGAGCUAAUUCAUUGUAUAUUGUUUGCACAACCUUUCAUGACGGGCAAAGGUUUGUCAAGAAGAAUGUCUAGGUGAGUACAUCUUUCUCUUAUCUACCACCUGUUGCUACUUAAAUCUGGACCAGUCUUGGCCACGAAAGUGCCAAAUGUAGAUUGUGACGUUAAGGUCAAUUUUGUACAUGUAUUUGCUAGUAAAGUGGUCAAGGUUGCCCUAGGGCUUGUCAAGGAGGAGAUCCAGCGACUUUCGAAAGCGGGCAAAUUUUAGGACUUGUAUUUACACGUUGCCCUUUUUAUUACCAAUCCACUGAAGUAUCCUCAAAAAAAUCUCAGGAAACCG
Molecule: messenger RNA, 3941 nt
Organism: Marchantia polymorpha subsp. ruderalis
Lineage: Eukaryota; Viridiplantae; Streptophyta; Marchantiopsida; Marchantiales; Marchantiaceae
Source: the annotation of a GenBank genome assembly